This is a messenger RNA of Anastrepha obliqua, 2858 nucleotides long. Its product is annotated as inactive rhomboid protein 1-like. Gene Ontology annotation, biological process: regulation of protein secretion; regulation of epidermal growth factor receptor signaling pathway. The transcript has 5 exons. Gene Ontology annotation, cellular component: endoplasmic reticulum membrane. Bases 53 to 1252 code for a protein of 399 amino acids. Lineage: Eukaryota; Metazoa; Arthropoda; Insecta; Diptera; Tephritidae. The record is from RefSeq and is a predicted model, not a curated record. Gene Ontology annotation, molecular function: serine-type endopeptidase activity.
UAAUAGUCAACCGCUACUUCUCGUGCAUUUUCAUCAAUUGAAUGCCCCAAAUAUGGAUAAGAUAUCCUGCUUAAAUAACGUGUGCGGUAUGCUCCCGUUCCUUUCUGUUGAGGUACCUGACCAAUUUUAUCGUCUAUUCACGUCGCUUUGUUUGCAUGCCGGUAUACUUCAUCUGGCCAUUACAAUCGCUUUUCAACACAUUUUUCUAGCCGACCUGGAACGUUUAAUCGGGCCAAUUCGAACCGCUAUUGUAUACAUUGGUUCCGGUUUGGCAGGCAACUUGACCAGCGCUGUAUUAGUGCCAUACAAGCCAGAGGUUGGACCAUUCGCAUCAUUGUCUGGGGUGGUUGCCUCACUGGUUGUUCUGCUUAUACUAACUCACUGGAAACAAAUGCGCAAACCUCAUAUAGCUCUAUUCAAAUUGAUAUGCACAGCAGCACUCCUUUUCGGAAUUGGUACACUUCCGUGGCAAUUGAACUUUGCAGGCCUGUUGGCAGGUACAUUUUGCGGGAUCUUCUUAACUAUCGCAUUGGUGCCGUUUGUCACCAUCACCAAAUACGGACGAAAAGCAAAGAUAAAUCUUAUCUGGUCCUGCGUCCUGUUCCAUUUUUUCAUAUAUUCGGUAUUAUUAGUGACAUUCUACGUAUUUCCGACGGAAUUAAUCCCUCUAAAUGUGGAGGAAGUUUUCGGUACUAAUUUCAAUUCGAAUUCGGGUGGCAGCAAUAUGGCCAACCGUCCUAGUUUUGGUGUCAGCGUUGGAGGAAUUGACCUCAGUAGUAGCCAUUUAGUCGGCGGCAGUGAUAUACCGUGUAUUGUCAGCAACGAGAAUGACCGAAGUGCCGAUGGCGGUAGUAAAGAUAAUCAAUAUAAAUCGGUGCAGCAACAGCAACAAUAUUACUAUCGCCGUCGCUCAAGUGAUAUAUUAACAAAAGGAGCGCAAUUAUUAAGGAGUCCAAUACAAAAGCAACCGAGAGAGAUAAGCCUUUCUACAGGACUUUAUCAUAAUGCUUAUCAUAUGAGACGCAGCAGCAUUCAAAUGAGUGGCAAAUACCAACACGAUUUUAAUAACAUUGGCAAAAACAUGUUUGCAAAUUAUUAUUACACAAAUGGUUCAAAAAGCCUUAUGAAAAGAGAUUAUAAAAUGUUGGAGGACACAAUGAAAUACGACUGCAAUGACCCCAUCAACAAUGCCGGUCAUACGUUAAAAAUUAUCGGUGCUAGAGCGGCCGUGGGCAAUAACAGCAACGUAUAAUAUGAUUAAAAGUGUAAUAAUAAGCAAUUGCAAUGUCGACAGUCAGAGUGACAUAAAAACUAUGAAGCGGCGUCUGCAUCGUUUGAAAUUUGACAUUAGUGGUCGACAUGCGGCUAACUAACAAGAACACCAACUAUAACAACAACAAAGAAAUUCAUGCAUUAAAUUAAGUCAAAAAACUGCCGACAGCGAGAGUGUUACCACUCUCUGAUUUAAGGAGCCCGCAUACAGAAAAUAGUCGCGACGUUGGCGACAUGGAAGAUGGCGCAGGAACAUACUUGUAUAGAGUCGAAACUAAUACCGAGGACAGCGUGGCUGGAGAACUACCAUCUAUAAAUACUGCUUCAGCGCAGUCACAGCAAAAUUUACUUGUAAAGAAAGUAACGCCUACAUAAUUUACAGGAAUAUAUGUAUCUAAACGCAAAAAAUAUUAGGGGUAUUCGCAAUCCGGCGUAAAGCGUUAAUUAAAUCGUUGAUAAGUGGCAGAAUAGGUUAAGUUAGAUUGAAGUGGUUGUUCACGGAGUGACUAACUCAGGCUCAUGUCCUAUUGUGAUGCCGCAUGGGGAACUUGUCCUUAUCUCUCCUAAAACCAGGGUAUGCUUUUCAAAAAUUUUAGAAGAUCCUUGAUUUCAACAGAACUAAGAUCUAAAAAUUCAUUAAAAAUUGUCUACCUAAAUUGUCAGUCUACGUCUGGACAGAGCAGGACAGUGGCACAAAAGGUGCAGGAUCGUCUCUUCCUCAUCUGGACAACUUCUGCAGAAGUCAUGUAUUUCCACAUAUUCGUCGGGCGAUUCUGCAUGUUGGUUUUUUAAACUAUCUUUCAUUCGCUUCUCUUACAAUUUCCUCAAAGAUAACCAGCUUACUUGUUUGCAAGGGUAGGCCUAUAUCAUUUUUCUAUGUACUCAUCUGGCAAUUUGGUGCUGAGUUUCUCUAGUUUGAGGGCUCUGUAAUUACCCUCAAUGUCACAAUGACCAAGAGCCAAUGUUACCCUUAAGUGAAAUUACGCAGUCAUCUCGCUAAGAGAUGUGCGGAAUUUCCUGGCUAUCUUGGUGGUUGUUCACUGCUUUCUGAAGGAUUUUAUCGGGGCUGACUAUCAGCGAAAAUAUAGAUAUUAUCUCCAGGUAUCGCAUCAAACUGUGCCAGUGUCACGACUUUCAUAAUACCCAUCAGUUCAGCCUUAAAGGCUCUACAGGAAUCGAAAAGUCGAAAAUUGAAGGAGAUUCCCAGUUGUUCUGAAUAUACACCUCCGCCUACCCUACUCUCGAGCUUUGAGCCAUCUGUAUAUACAUGGAUAGACUCGCCCUGUCUUAUAUCGUCCUGUUACCUGUUGUAGAUAAUUGCAAGUGUAGGCGAGUAGUGGCAGAGUAAGACAACUGAAAUCGGCUUUGUAUUCGUAUCUGAGCCAGUCCCAGAAGCAAUUUAUUUCAGACUGUAUUUAUUUUUUCGCUUUCCAUUUUUUAUUAGUGUUUUAAUUUAAUUUUUUUGGUUUUAAGUUUUGUUGCUUGAAUGAAAUGAAUCAGCUGAUUCCAGUGUGAACCAGAGUUUCUAAUCAUAGCAUAUUCAUACAUGUGUAUUAGGGUGGUCCAAAAAAAAUUUGUAUGCUGCC